ACUCCAACGUCUCUUUCUCCUUCUAGGCUCCUCAAAUCCCUCCCUUUCUCUCUCCCUCUCCGCCCCCAAAUCUCUCCUCGGCGCAUCCACAAAUCCCUCCCCCCCUUCUCCUCCCGAUCGGCGGCCAGAGAGCGAGCGAUGGCGACGGUAAUGCCGGGGGUCUUGCUGCGCCUGCUGCAGGCGAUGCACACGGACGAGCGGGUCACCGGCGAGCACCGCUCCCCCGCGCUCCAGGUCACGGCGGUCGUGCCCGCGCUCACGGCCUCCACCGCCGACUCCCUGCUAUGCCCCUCCAACGGCUUUCUCCUCCAGCUCUCCGACGGCCUCCACUCCACCUACGUCCAGCCCUCACCCGCCGACGCCGACGCGCUCCUCUCCGCGCGGCCCCACAUCGUCGGCCACCUGGUCCACCUCGACCGCCUCCGCUUCGCCAGCCCGGUUCCCCGCGCCGUCGGCCUCCGCCCCGUUCCGUCCUCCCGAUCCCUCCCCUGCGUCGGCAACCCGGAGCCGCUCAUUGUCCGCUCCGCCGCGUGCUCCCGGGGCUACGUCAUCAGGCCGGAUUCCUCGCCCGACGCUGCGCCGCCGCUCAUGCCGUCCGGCUCCGGCAGUGCGCCACCGUCUGAUGCGAUGGAUGCUGCCGUCAAAAGGACCGUUCUUGCUCCCAGGAAUGGCCCCGAGGCCGCGGCGCUGCCAGGCGGUUCGGCCGUGAAGCGGCGGUUCUCGUCUCCGGCGCCGGCCAAGCAGCGAGAUCCGUCGCCUGCGGUGAAGGGAGCGUCCCGAGCGGCGUCUCCCUCUGUCAAGGGCGCCUCCAGAGCGUCGUCACCUGCCGUGAGAGGCACGUCCAGGUCGUCGUCGCCAGCCCCCUCGAAGUGUGUGGUUCCCAGCCUUGUUGCGGCCAAGGAGGAGAACCGCAGGGUCGCAAAGGAGCCAGCCAUUAUCGUGCCAUCGAGGUACAGGCAGCCUUCACCAGGAGGGAGAAGAGGAGCGGCCUCUCCAGGUGGCGGUGGCAGGCGGGGCUCCCUCUCACCCGGUUCCCGGAGGCUUUCAGGAGAAGGGGGCAGCAAGAAGAAGGUCGGGGUGUUGGUGUCUGGUAUCUCGAAGAUGACAGAUUUGGGGAGCGGGUCAGCCAUGAAGCCGGGGAGGAAGAGCUGGGACGAGUCGGCAAUGGCUCUUGCAGCUGCGGCCGCUGGCACGGUGAAGAAGUCCAAGGUCAAGGUGGACAGAGAUACUAUUCUGAGGACUCAGGAAGCAAUGUCACGGCGACUUAGUGAUGCUACAACAGAGCUAUCCAGUAACGAUGACACCUCUGUUGAUGAGAAGCCAAAACCACGAAAGAAGACAGAGUCUAGUGCAGGGAAGGCAAAAACAGCUCCAAAAAUCAUACUUCAUGAUGCUAAAUGGACUGAUGGCAGCGUUCCACUGGUUACAGUUUCAGAUAAACUUUCGAAGAUCGGAAAGGAAGCUGCUGAACGGAGAGAUGCAGCAGCAGCCGCUGCAGCUGACGCUCUGCAGGAGGCAUUGAUCACUGAUUCAGUUAUCAGAAAUCUGAGCAAGUUCUCUGAACUUUGUUCGUUGUCGAAGACCGCGAAUCCACUCCCAACUGUCGAUUGUUUCCUUGCUGUCUAUGAAGACACUCUCAAGUGGAAGAAAAUCGCCGAGUCAAUGGCCACCAACGGAGCAGACGAAGCUGCAUUCUGGGAGAAAUCAGCCACUCAUUGGGUUGAGGCAGCAUUAGCAACCGAACUGGAGGUCCUCAAGCUUGUUAACAGCGCCACUGGAUCCAUCUACCAGAAGAAGAGCACUGAAAAGCCCAAGGCUCCUGCAGUGGAACCACCAAGAACAAGCCUGUCCAAGAGGCCAUCGCUUGGAGCUUCUGCAAAGGUCCAGUCCAGGGCAUCACCUCUCCCUGCUGCAUGGCCUAAAACUCCGGGCAUGAACGAGACGGUUGAGCUUGCCAACACCUUGUGCCGAGAGAUGCAUGCCUGGUUUCUGAAAUUUGUGAACGAGGCCAUGGAUGUAGGCUUCCACCUGUUUGAAGACCAGAACAUUGCAACUAGGGGAAAGCAGAGCGGCCAUAUCACGGUGGUCCUGUCGCAGUUCAAGAGGAUCAGCGACUGGCUCGACGGAGUCGGUAAGAUCGCCGACGAGGAUGCGACCAAGGACAAUGUAGAGCGGUUGAAGCGCAAGAUCUACCAGUUCGUCAUCAGCCGCAUGGGGUCUGCCUUCGAGAGCUCGGUCUCAGUUUCAGCAAAGAGUUGACCGGAUGCUUCAAGCUCUGAAGUUUCUUUCUUAGCUCGCAUUUUCAUUAUUUUGUCGGGAUGAGACCACAAUUGUGGGUUGUGGCAAUGGUAUAGAUCGUUUUCAUAUGUCUUGCUCUGUGAAUAAGUUAGACUGUCUGUGACCUACAAAUGCCUCGUGUGUUUCAGUUAUGAAUGAAACCCCGUUCUUUCCGUGGUUA
Aegilops tauschii subsp. strangulata is the source of this 2458-nucleotide messenger RNA. RefSeq lists its product as uncharacterized. The record is from RefSeq and is a predicted model, not a curated record. Lineage: Eukaryota; Viridiplantae; Streptophyta; Magnoliopsida; Poales; Poaceae.